CUCCUCAACUCUUUCCAAUCCACUCACGCUUCCUCGGAGAAAGCACGAAUUGCUGAUGGACGUCCGCGAUGCACACCAUGUCCUCCCUGCCGACUCGCUGGCUAAACAUAUAGAGCCUACUCAGGCUCAACAGCAAGCCAUCACUGCCCUCAAAGAUGUCGUCUUUGGUUCCUUCGCUGGCAUGGCCGGCAAGUACAUUGAGUACCCUUUCGACACUGUUAAGGUCCGCCUGCAGUCCCAGCCCGACAACAUGCCCCUACGCUAUACCGGUCCUGUCGAUUGCUUCCGCCAGUCCUUCCGUCGUGACGGUCUGAGCGGCCUCUACCGUGGUAUCAGCGCUCCUCUGUUUGGAGCCGCUGUCGAGACCAGUAGUCUGUUCUUCAGCUACCAGGUCGCUCAGGACGCUCUUCAAGCCACCGUAUACAAGAACACCGACCCCCUACCGCUGCACGCCCUGCUCGGCUGUGGUGCCUUCUCUGGCGCCUUCGCUUCGUUGCUGCUCACCCCGAUUGAGCUCAUCAAAUGCAAGAUGCAAGUUCCUGUCGAGACUUCGCCAGGGGUCUUCAAUCGUCCCAGACCCAUGGCCUUGAUCUCUUCUGUGUACCGUCACCAUGGUAUCGCUGGCUUCUGGCACGGACAAAUGGGUACCCUCAUCCGUGAGAUGGGUGGUUCGGCUGCUUGGUUCGGCGCAUACGAGUCUGUCACUCUCGCUUUCAAGAACCUGCAGAAAGAGAAAAAUAUCUCCUCAGACACAUCCCUUCCUCUUUACCAGCAGAUGAUUGCUGGAGGCGCUGCAGGCAUGAGCUACAACUUCCUCUUCUAUCCAGCCGACACCAUUAAAUCGCGCAUGCAGACUGAGGCUGUGGGCGCUCUCCUCCCUGGUCAGAAGCAAAAGACAUUUGGCUCUGUUGCUCGUGCUCUCUGGAGGCAGCACGGUCUCAAAGGCUUGUACCGUGGUUGCGGUAUUACCGUCGCUCGCUCAGCACCGAGCUCUGCCAUUAUCUUUUCCAUUUACGAAUAUCUCAAGAAGUCGUUUGCAUAAUAGUUGGUACUUUCUAGUUUGGCGCAACGGUGUUUCUUGCAGCGGCAUAUCGGUUCUGGUGUUUGUUUAAGAGCUGGAUACACAAAAGUCUUAUGAUCUUGGUAUAGAACGAUGUCAAUUCUCUUUUUCUUUUCAUGCCAGCAUCGCCAAUUCACAAGUCAUUUCAUCGCGUGUCAGACAAGAGGCAAGAAUAUGUUGCAUUCUCGCUCAACAGAAAGAAGCUCUGUCCACUCCUGGUCCCGACGCUAAGCGGCAGUGACAUGCAUCUCGAUGUGUCUCCACCCUCACAAUAAACCUGCAUCACAAGUUCCUGCAGCCUACAAAGGCGGUCAAGUAUCUUCACACUGAACUUUUCGAGCUUUGAAUUCCCUCAGUCAAGUUUGCUCACGCCAAAAAACACACUCUGCCAAUUCCAGUGGACGCGAUACAUAUCGAAGCAGCGCAUG
Molecule: messenger RNA, 1488 nt
Organism: Aureobasidium pullulans EXF-150
Lineage: Eukaryota; Fungi; Ascomycota; Dothideomycetes; Dothideales; Saccotheciaceae
Product: putative mitochondrial ornithine carrier protein AmcA/Ort1
Exons: 1
Coding region: 56-1042 (328 amino acids)
Biological process (GO): mitochondrial L-ornithine transmembrane transport
Molecular function (GO): L-ornithine transmembrane transporter activity
Source: RefSeq, a predicted model, not a curated record